Messenger RNA from Linum trigynum, 5096 nucleotides. NCBI's taxonomy places the organism in Eukaryota, Viridiplantae, Streptophyta, Magnoliopsida, Malpighiales, Linaceae. The record is from the annotation of a GenBank genome assembly.
ACGAUCGGAUUAUUAAAUCCUUAAUUCACUUGUUUGACUGGGCAAACAAACUAAACGAAUUAACAACAUUGAUCUCUCCCAAAUUUGCUUAAUGAUUAAGAGAAAAAAAAAUGGUGCCACCAUUUUCAUAAAUAAUACUUUUUUUUAGUAUAACGACCCACUUGGCUUGGCUGUGAGUUUGGGUUUCUCGAAGAUCCGUAAUCGGGUGAUCCAUCGGGUUCGCUUCCAAAUUAAUAAUUCACAGAGUUACAAUUUACAAACGGAUCCAAGCCAUCUUGGCUCCGGUUACCCGAGAUCUUUUCAUGGUCUCCUCACCUUCCCCGCUAAGGGAGAGGACCCGUUAAAAGUCAAGAUUUUGACUCUUCUCUGCUUCAGCUUCAGCAGGCACGCGGGCACGAAGAAGAAGAAGAGGCUCUCCCUCCACCUGCCGACAAUGAUUCCGAAAUGCGACGUCUAGACAUUCCAUUUCCAAAGUCCGCCGCACCUCCUCGUCCCGCCUGAAAUGUUUUCGGCGCCGCCACUUCCCGCGGCCGUGGACUCAAUCCACCGCUCCUUAUCCGACCUCUGCUCCGCCGGCCCCGACCAGGAGUCCUUCGAGAACUCCCGCCAGUUCACCGGGUACGCGCACCGCCUCCAGCUCAUCGUCAACCAGCUCCUCCGCUCCUCCCCGUCGCUCUCACCCUCCGCGGAGACCGGGCUGAGAGGCAUCUCCGGAGAUCUCUCCGUUGCCGCGGAGACGAUUUCCGCCUACAGGAAGAGGAGCAAGAUCGCCGUCUUGGUCAACUGCCAGUCCCUCUGCUCCUCUCUUCUGGAGCGGACGGUUGCGAUUGGAACCUGGCUGGAGCUGAUUGAGUCAACGCUGCUCGACGACGACGACAUCGUCGCCGAUCUUCGCAAGAAGACCGCCGAUCUGGCCCGUGACAUGAAGCACGCGAAAUUCAGAGUGACGGAAAACGAAGAGAGAGUCCGUCGAACAUUGGAGAAAGAAGGGCAGGGAAGGCCGACGACCAAGCCGGUGCAGAGCGCGAUUGUCAUGGAUUUAGCGCGAGCGCUAGGGAUUGAUUCGAGCAACCAUCAAGAGCUAUCGGAGCAAGUGAAGCUAUUCAAAGCCGACGUGGUGCGGUCCAAUUCGGUCUCGGAGAGGCGAAUUCUGAUCUCUCUGGAGAAAAUUCUCGAGAGCUGGUCGACUGACUCUGAUUUGGACGCACUGAAAUUGGACUUGGAUUCGGAGGAGGAAGCUAACUUGUCACCUUUCAGGAAUUUUCUCUGUCCCCUGACCAAAGAAGUCAUGAAGGAGCCUGUACUGUUGUUAGAGUCUUCACAGAACUAUGAGAAGAAAGCCAUACAGUACUGGUUUACCAGAUGCGUGGAGGAUGGACGGGACCCGACUUGUCCGAUCACCGGAGUGGUUUUGAAGACCUUGGAACUGAAGCCGAAUCUUGGGUUGGCCGGAGCAAUCGACGAGUGGAUUAGCAGGAACGUUGAGGUUCGGGUUAAAUCCGCGGUGGAGAAUAUUGGUAGAGAGCCUGUUGUGACGGAGUCCAUUGAACGUGCAUUGGACAAUGUUUACUGGAUAUCUGAAGAGCAUUCUUCCCAUCGGUAUAAAGUAAGGAAUGCUGGUUUGAUUGUGCUUAUGGUUAAGUUGCUUAGGAAUUCGUCUAAGGAUAUGGGCUCUCGUCUGAGGAGCAAAGCUCUUAUGGCUUUGUUUAGUAUGGCUAAGGACGAAGAAACCAAGAACAUAAUGCUAGAAGAAGGUGUGAGUAGACUGGCUAUACAUAGCCUUGUUGGUAGCUCAGAGAAAGAGCGAGAAUAUGCUGUGAAGUUACUGCUGGAGUUCACAAAUGACGAAGAUUAUUGCACCAAAAUCACGUCAGAGAAAGGGGCACUAGUUCUUCUUUCCAGUAUGGCAGGCAAUCUGGAGCAUCCUGCAUUGUCAAAUCUUGCAGAUGAACUUUUGAAGCGGCUGGAAAAGAUGGAAGAGAACAUUCAGCCAUUGGCAGCUGCAGGAAGAUUCGAGCCCCUACUUGCACGUUUAUGUGAAGGUUCAGAUGACGUUAAAACAGAGAUGGCAUCUAUUCUGGGAAGGAUGACUUUAACCAAUAGCAGUAAAGAAGAACUUGCCAGGAGAAGUGCUAAGAUACUUGUUGGGUUGCUCACUAACCCUGAAGCCCGAGGGCCAAGCUUGAAAGCCUUGUGUAACCUAUCAACUUUAGAUGACAAUGCAACGAUCCUUGUUGAUGCUGGUGCACUUCCCGUGCUCACCGAUAUCCUUUUGAAAAAUGAGGUGGUUGCAUUGGAACUCACAGACUUGGCUGCAUCAACAAUUGCAAACAUAGUGUCAAAUCCAGGGCACUGGGAGUUGGCAGCUGUGGACCAACGAGGUCACACAAUGCAGUCUGCUUCAAUAGUCUCGAGUCUCUUACAGCUUCUAUCUGUUGUCUCACCUCAAGCUCAAGCUUCUAUACUCCAAAUCCUCUAUGGAAUAGCAUCAUCUCCCAGGGCUGCAGAAUCAGUUGCCAAUAGAAUAAAGAGUGCUGAUGGCAUCAAAACAGUUUUAUGUUAUCUUGAGCACCCGGAAGUUGGACAUCGAAUCAAUGCUUAUAGGCUUACAAGAUUGCUGUCCGAAAGGUUUGCUCAAGACUUAUACUAUGAGCUACAAACUUGUAACAAGAAUUUAAUGUUGAAAGACAAACUAUUCGAUGACCAAUCUACAGAUACUGAGAGAUCUGAUGCCGCGUGCAUACUGGCCAACCUUCCCCUCGUGGGCGAUGAAGUGAAAACACUGCUUGAUGCUAGUUUUGUAAGAUGGAUAGUCUCCACUCUGAAAAAUCGAAAUCGCAGCGCCAAUGGCAAAGCAUCAAGGACAACAUCAUCAAGCAUAACAGAAGGGCUUCUUGGCCUACUGCUACAUUUCACCAAGCGUCUCGAUGAUCAUCAAAAUGUUACCCUGGUGAGAGAGCUUCGUCUGAUGAGUCUUUACUGUGAGGAGCUCAGUUUUCCUUCAAAGCCAAGACUGAAAGAACUAUCUGCUCUCGGACUGAGAAACUUAUCAGAAGCUGGAAGGUUAUCAGCUGCCCAGAACCCGGAACCGAUCCCUCCCCAAGGAUUUUGUGUCCCCAUCCUCUUCAUGUGCAGCAGAGGCCCUCCCGAACUUUCCACUUGCCCGGUACACAACGCAUCGUGUGAUGAUGGCGGUCAGUUAUGUCUUCUGAGUAGCAACUGCAUCAAACCACUGAUUAAUCUCCUUGGGGAAGACCAGACCGGGGUUCAGAUCGCUGCGGUGGAAGCACUUUCAACCCUGCUGCCCGAUUCCUCGAACAUUCCCAAGAGAGCAACGAUGGAGCUCGAAAACGUCGGGGUGUUCGAUGCAGUGAUCGAGCUGUUCAUGAAAGUUCGACCCGGGGAGCUGCAGGAGAAGACGGUCAGGAUGAUUGAUAAGUUCCUGAGAGCAGAGGGUUGCAGCCAUAGGCAUUCUCUGAAUCAGUCUCUGGUUGGUGCUUUGGUGGAGGCAUUGAAGCAUGGGAAUGGUAACGCCAAGAGGUACGCGCAGGAAGCUCUCACCAACCUGAAACAGUUAUCAGGAGUUAGUGGGACUGCUUCUGGUCAAGGUCGAUCACAAAGAUGACAUACAAUAGGUAGUAGGUAGGUUUUCCUGCAAGCCCCUCUCAUUUCUUGCAUGUGUACUGUAUUCUUGUAUCUUCUUGCCAGUAACCCGCACAAAUUUCUCACAUGUAUAGCGUUUCUUCUUUUGCCUGUUUCUUGUAUCCAUGGAUUAACCUUGAUUGAUUUUUGUUUUAUGUAUGCUGUGUGAUGAUUGAAAUUAAAUUCGAGGAUUGUUUACAUGGGUUGACUUCUUGGUAGCAAUUUUCUUUUAUACUAGUUUUUUGGCAGGCACUUUGCCGCGGUAAGUUACUAAUUUUAUUUGCAAUUUUUUCUACUCGUUUAAUAUUUUAGUUGAAAUCAAAUAAUUCAAAAAUAGUUUGAAUAAGAUAGAAGAUUUAGUGAUUUACGUAAUAUGCUUUUUAUUUGAUACAUAAAAAGAUAAAUAUCUCUCCAUGAUCCUUACGUAAUCAAUAUAAUUUACGUAAAUAUUAUUGAAUAGUGUUACGUAAAUCUUUCCUAAUUUGUGAUUGAAUCGCAAAAUCAAGUAUCACAUUUGAUUAAACUAUUAUGUAAAAGUGAUUUUACCAUAUGCAAGCUUACGCAAAUGAUGAGAUGGUGAAAAUGCAGAUAAUAAUACAGGAAUUUCAAUUAUGAAAAGUAUCACAUUAACUAAACUGUUAUGUAAAAAAUAAUCGAUGUCACAAAGUCUUUAUAUAAUGCAAACUGAUGAAUGGUCAAAGGUUUAGUUAAUCAUGCAUGAAUUUUCGUUCAAACUUAUAUGAAGGAAGGCUUGCAUAAUAUGUUUGUUUAGUUGGGACAUAAGACAUUAUUUUCUCUCCAUAAGUUUUACGUUGUGUCUUAAUCAUUACAAAAACUUACGUAGUAUGUUUUACUUAAUUGAUACAUAAGUUUGCAUUACAUAAAAACUUACGUAUUAAAUAUAUUUUCCGUUUGUGUAAUUUUUAUUGAAUUGUGUUCCGUUAAUACUCUGUAAUGUGUGUUCUAAUAAUAAAAUCAAAUUAUGAAAAGAAAAUAUUUUUAUUGAAUGAUGUUACGUAAGUACUCCGUAAUGUAUGGUCUAAUAAUAAAAUCAAGUUGUAAAAAAAUUAUAAUUUGAUUAUUUUGUUAUGUAAAACCUAACUUACUUUACGUAUUUUGUUAUGUAAACCCUUACUUACUUUAGGAAAACUUUGUAUAAUAAAAAUUAUUUUUCAAUUAGAUCAACGUUAUGAAACCUUUGAUAUUCCUUCCUCAAUUUACAAACAAAUUAUAUAAGAAUUCAUUUGGACAUCUGAGGAAGGAAUCGACCCUCAAUGCUACAUUGGCACACAGGAAAUUGUGUGGUCUGCUGCAGUGGAAAACAUCCGGGUGAACAGUAACCCUCACAUGUAUAUAUGCAGUGAAUUAGGAGGGUCCCGUUUUUCCGUACUGACUUAGGAGACAUUUAAUGGUUCCGUUUUUGUCGUAAGGAACAAUAAUUUGGUUUUUGAUUA